UGAUAUUCAUCGGUUUGUUCCCACAUGCCAACUUACUGUUCUGCGUCGUCGCUUGAUACCAAAGUUAUAGCCUCGUCGAUAUGAGGCUGCCGUAGGCCAAAUACAGGUUAGCGGCAGUGGCAAGUUCUUUGACAAUGUUUUAUGUCAGUUUAGUAGUCUUAUCACUUCCAGAGUAUAUGGCGCCAUAGCGAAUCUUACAUUCGAAUGCGAACACCUCCCCUGGAGCACCACCAGCAUCGCUAUACUCGCGCCCAGCCAUGUCCCAGAUCCCCGCAAGGAACAUGAGCAGCCCACCCCCAGAGUCUCCGAUCCAGGACCCUUCAAAUCUAACAGAUUCUGGCGUUAUAGUGGAUGUCCCACAAGAUUCGCGGCCAGAGAGCAGUCAAGAGAACGAAACUAAAACGGAUGCGCGUGGUCCCUUCGAAUCCGAGAGGGCUGAACCUCGGCACUGUUGGAUUUGCCUCCAAGAUGAGGGCGACGACUCCCCAGAGCACUCACAAUGGCGGUCGCCAUGUCCCUGCAAUCUCCAAGCCCACGAAGAGUGCCUGCUAGAAUGGAUAACCGACAUCCAGGCACAGCCAUCUGGGGGAACGAGUCUGAGCAGGAAGGUGUUAUGCCCGCAAUGCAAGUCUGAAAUCAAGGUGGAAAGGCCAAUCGAGCUUAUAGUCGCCGUUACGGACCUUGUUUCCGCCAUCGGACAACAAUUGCUUUUCCCCACUGGGGCAGGCAUGCUGCUUGGAUGCCUAUAUUCUGGGUCUAUGGUGUAUGGGUUCAACGCUAUAGAGCUGGUAUUCGGUGGGGGGGAGGGGCGUCGGAUGCUAUUCGCAGCAAGGGAGACUCCGUCAUUAAUCCGACAGAUCCUUCCAGGCGCUGUCAUAGACUGGUUCUUUACAGUCCUCAGAAUGACGGAUCCGUUCGUACCUACUUCGGGUGGUACCUGGGUCUUUGGAGUUGCACCUUUAAUUGCCCCUGCGCUUCUCCUAUCCCGCACCCACAUCGCGGACCGCACAUUCUCGAUGCUGCCCAUAAUGUACCUUUUAUUCCCUCAAAACCACCAUAUCCCACACUGGCCGCCAUCCCCCGGCCUCGCCCUCGCCACCCUCCCAUACAUACGCUCUGCCUAUAACGAGCUUUACUCCUCCCUUUUUGCGGACCUUGAGAACGGCUGGAACCUCGCUGUUCAGCGUAGACCGCGCGAAGGCGAGACCGCCGAAGACGUCGCUCAUGGACAGCACGCCCGCGCGAACGAGGGCAACAUUCUAGAUUUCGAAGUGGAAAUCAUCAAUGUUGAAGAGGGGCAUGGCGCACUAAACCCACAAGACGUCCCGCCACCACAUAUAAACCUCAACCUGGAUGCUCCUGAAGGGCAGCCGCAGAAUAUAGAAAUACCUCUGCACAACCAACCACAGGCUGAGGAACCACAAGGAGAACCGCAACAGGCUGGAGCUCCACAGGAAGGGCAACCGCCACCACCACUGGCAGGUCAACCUGCGCCGCCUAAUGGGGUCCCAGCAGCAGGUAACGAGCCCUGGGAGUUUAGACAGAACAUAUCCACGGCGCAAGUCGCACGCUCUAUGAUCGGUGCGCUCUUCUUCCCAGCCGUCUCUUCGCUCAUGGGCGACUUGAUUUUCCGCACUGCACCGUCAACCUGGGUCAUGAAGCCGGUGAAGAAAUUUAGCUUACAGCAGCAGCAAGCGACGGGGUUGCUGCAGGAGAAGUGGGGCAGGAGCAUCGUGGGGGGAUGCUUGUUUGUGGUGCUUAAAGAUGCACUGACGCUGUACUGUAAGUGGCGCAAGGCGAAGCAUCAGGGGAAGAGGAAGGUUCUGGAUUAUGAUAGGAGUAGGAAUGGGAAUAAUGGCAAUAAUGGGAAGAGGCAAGCUGCGAGAUAGCGGUAGCGGCGAUUUGCAUGAUGAUUGCAUUAAUGGGAGUUUGGGGUCAUUUCUAGGGAGUUAUAGGGUUGGAUUCAGAAGUGGCAAACCUAUGGGCAUACAUGCGCCUCAAUUAUAAUAUCUCAGGCCCUAGAAGGAUUUUAUACAGAAUACAACAGACAUCACCUGCUAAGAGAAUAUGGGCGAAUGUAAAUAGUACAAGUCUCUAGGCCUUUCAUAUAAUCAAAGGAG
This is a messenger RNA of Pseudogymnoascus destructans, 2120 nucleotides long. RefSeq lists its product as uncharacterized. Gene Ontology annotation, molecular function: zinc ion binding. NCBI's taxonomy places the organism in Eukaryota, Fungi, Ascomycota, Leotiomycetes, Thelebolales, Thelebolaceae. Bases 258 to 1889 code for a protein of 543 amino acids. The transcript is spliced from 2 exons. The record is from RefSeq and is a predicted model, not a curated record.